GGAGUCCUUUCAACACCAGCAGUUGUAGUUGUAGGAUGAGGAGUAUGACAUUUUGUAGCUGAAAGCAGUUGAGAAACAGCAGCAGGGUAGGGUUGUUGGAUAGGGCGGUGUCCAAUCUUACACCCACACACGCGGCUGACUGAUGUGGUGUCCCAGGUCAGCAGCAGGGGGAGCAGAAGGAGCGCCGGCAGAGACCAGCGCAUCGUGGUGGCUUUAGAGCUUCUCGUAGGACGCUGUGCGGGUCAACGGCGAAGACGAAGAACACUGCUUCACCCCAAUGGUUCGGGUGUCUUUAUAUAAAUAAGUACUUAAGGGUAGGGGGUGCGACUGGAUCGGGGUAAAGGCACAGGAAGCAGAAACACUCAGAGUCACACUAACUCCCCUCCUCAUAUACACACUUUAAAACACCUGACACCACUGGGAAAUGACUAAUAUGAAAAGUCCAAGGGAAGCUGUUUAUCAUAUGUUAGAACGGAAGAUACGAUUUAGAAAUAUUAGAUGUAAUUUUGGUCCUGAUGAAUAAAAGGCAGUUUCCGAGAUCCGUCAGGAGGAAAGUAAUGAAGGAAAUUAAAGAAAGAAAGAAUUAAAAAGGGAAGGAAAGAAAGAAAGCAAAGAAAAAAGAGGGAAGGAAAGAUUGAAAGAAGAAAGAAAGAGGAAGCGAGAAAACCUAAAUAAAGAAAGAAAUUAAGAAAUAGACAAAGAAGAGAGAGAGAGAGAGAGAGAGAGAGAGAGAGAGAGAGAGAGAGAGAGAGAGAGAGAGAGAGAGAGAAGAAAGAAAAAAAGAGGCAGGGAAGCGGAACCGAGUUAAAUAAGUAAAUAAAGAAAGAAAGAAAUGCACAGAAAAAAAAGCAUAAUAAAGAAAUACAAAUAGCCUAUACGAAACGGACAAAGGACAGCCACCGGUACACCAUGAAAGCAACACAAAUGAACAACACAAACUGAGAAAUAAACAAAUAACCAAACAAAUAAACAAACACAUACAAAAAAAAGUCAAUGCAGGAAGCUAUAUACCGUUAAGGAAUGACAAGACCCACAAGUGCAUGUUAGUGGUGGCGGAGGGAGACCUACCGAGCUGUGCCUAGGUGGAAGAGAGAGAGAGAGAGAGAGAGAGAGAGAGAGAGAGAGAGAGAGAGAGAGAAGAGAGAGACAGACAGGUGGACAGGUAAAGUGGAAGAGAGUGCACGUGCGUUGUGGUGGAGGCGAGGAAGUGGACUCGUGAUAUGAAGUUGAAUAGUGGAGUGGAUGAGUUGUGGUGCCGGAUAAGUGGAUUUAUGCGUUUAUAGUAAAAAAUGGACGGCUAAUUAGGUACGCCGCAAAAAAGGAAGGAAAAAAAGAUACCUUGAAUAGUAGCAAAAAAAGAACUUCAUCAACAUCUAUACCACAAGAAACACACACACAGCCCACCACGAGACCAUUCCCAUUGCUCUUCCUCUGCUCGUGGGUGACAAGCGCUAAGGCCUCUGGGGGAGCGCACCGGGGGAGGCAUGGCGCUGGGGGAGGGGUCGCGUAAGGUGGGGGAGCCUUGCUGGAGCCACGCCCAGUGCAAACGAUCUGAGAAAAACUCCUACUGCUCCCACCUCGUCUGCGUUUGUGACAGCGAGUUCCACGACCACGAUGGGCAGUGCUCGAGGAACUACUGGGAGGACCUCGGGUUACAGAACUGGCAGCUGCUUACGAUAUCCCUGGUCAUCAUGCUGUUCUUCCUGGCUGUGUUCGUUGGCUGCCUCUACUACGUCUUUCUACGGAUUGUCAGGAAAUACAGAAGAACGCGACCAUCGGGAGACCCACCGCCGACUAAUAGCUUCCAAGUCAUCGGCGGCAGCAAGAAGAACAGCCUGGCGGAGGACUCGGCAGCACAGGACGUGAAGAAAGUGGAGAUGCGACAGUCCAUGAGAAGAAAGUCCCUGCGGAUAGAGAGAACGAGAUCACAGCUUCUACGGGAGAGGGAGAUCAUGGAGAGGGAGAGAGAGGAGCAACAGGAGGAGGAGGAGCGGAGGAUGAGGAGGAUGGCGAGGAUAAAGACGGUGACGGAGGUUGAUGUUGGUGAAGGUGGUGGUGAUGUUGUACCGGUCACCUCCAUCAGGCCCUUGACCAAGUUCAUUCUUCCCCUGCACUACAGUAACAACCAAGCAGGUGAGGGCGAGGAGCGAGGCAGGCAGAAGCGUAACCUGAGGCGCAACAGCAGCUUCGGAUCAUGGUCCCUCUCGUCGUGGGAGAUGGAGCCCCUCGAGGCGGGUCUGGACUGGUGGCCGAGGAGACAGUUCCGCCGGCCCAUCAACAAAGGAGAGGCAGCCAGCACCAGGCUGCCGCUGCUGCUCAGCGGAUCAGCCUCCGAGAGUGACGAGUCGGAGUGAACCUCCACUCACACCAAGGCAACAGCAUGCAUGACACAGCGACACACACACACACACACACACACACGUGCUAUCAUCUAGUGCCGUGCAGAUGCAGAGCUGUUGUUCUGAUACACUGAAGCCACAGAAGGCAUCAAGAAUAAGGCGAAGAAACGUGUUGCUGAAAGUGUAAGGCUUCGUGACCGGCACGGCUUACAAAGUCAACUCGGUGCUGACUCUUUUGUACUGACUUUCAACAACUGCAGGUGUGAUAUUCAGUUCGGCACUUGACCUUGUUUGAGUCAUUACAAGUGUCAAUAAAACUGUGUGAGGGACCAUUUGCAUUAUUCAUACAGAUGUCAAUAUCUUAAAGUCAGUGUGAAAUAGAUUAAGGGAAAUGAACGGAUCUUUGCAAAUGUAUAUUGUAAAUAAAUGCAAUAUUGUGACCA
Messenger RNA from Eriocheir sinensis (Chinese mitten crab), 2782 nucleotides. RefSeq lists its product as uncharacterized. The coding region runs from base 1485 to 2354 and encodes 289 amino acids. Lineage: Eukaryota; Metazoa; Arthropoda; Malacostraca; Decapoda; Varunidae. The record is from RefSeq and is a predicted model, not a curated record. The transcript is spliced from 7 exons.